Messenger RNA from Naegleria lovaniensis, 1410 nucleotides. RefSeq lists its product as uncharacterized. Gene Ontology annotation, biological process: regulation of DNA-templated transcription. The transcript has a single exon. Bases 1 to 1410 code for a protein of 469 amino acids. Lineage: Eukaryota; Heterolobosea; Eutetramitea; Acrasida; Naegleriidae. The record is from RefSeq and is a predicted model, not a curated record. Gene Ontology annotation, molecular function: DNA binding.
AUGCAAUCGGCCUUUAUCAAACCAACUUACAACUUGAUAUUCAGAAUGAGAGACGAGGGUAAUAAUUGUGCAAGAAGUGCUUCCAUGGAAAGUUGUACUCUCCACUCCAUUCAUGAAGUGUUGGACAAGAGUCACCAAAACAUGUUGAGACCAUCCUCACUGUGUGUUCCACCUCAUCAUUACAACCAUACAUAUAAAUCCAAUGGACAACCUUACCAUCAAGGUAAUCAUUUACAUUCUAACCUUUCAAACAAGAAUAUUCCUUCAAAUAUCCACUCCACAACACUCCAUUCUUCUUUUCAAUACAGUUCGGUAAACAAUUCCACCCAUCCCAUCAAGGAAUCUCUAGGACACUCUCUAAAUUCUACUCCUCUUCAUGAGGCGAAUGAUGAAUCGUGGUACAAGCAUGCACCGACAUCUCAUUACAAAUCAUCCCAUUCGGUCUCGAAAAUUCCAAUCUCAUCCUUACCAACCCGGGAGAAUAUCUCUAACCAAUUGACAACAUACAACAUUCGCUUUAAUCAACCACACUCAUUGGUAAAGACGAACACCGUUCAACAUACAAAUGGAGUGAACUCAAACCAUCAAGUACCCUCACACCUAUCUCAUCCACAUAACAUGAUGAUGAAUAACAUGAGAGGGAGUAGUUCUAGGAUGAGAAGAUCAAGUCUCUCCGCUACAACUGCUCCUAUGACAACCAAUAAUAACACAACACAGAGUCCAACCAACAAGAAUUGUCUACCAUCCAUUGCUGAGAUAUUAAGGAACAUCGAAGAUACCAUUCCCAUGACUUUGAUCAACAACAAGGAGCAACACUCCACAAGAGAAUGGACCAACACUAUGAAUGAACCUAACCAUGUUUACUUGGUGAACCAAAAUGAUGAAGGAUCUCAGUUACAAGCACUUUCAAUGAGAAAUCAAAGUUUGGAGAUGAAUAACAACCAUAUGAAGCCAACCACCAUGAACUCACAACCAACAAGAAUUGAUCAAUUCUCACCUCACUCAUCAUUAGUGCUGAACCAUAGAAACAGAUCGAAUAGUGUGUCGUCCUCUGCCAUCUCCUCUUCUGUUCAAAGUGCUAACACAUCCUCUUCUCAAAUGAGUAAUCGUUCCAAGAAUUGUUCGAAUUCUAGUGAUUCAACUCUUUACAAAAACUCCAAAAUUUCAAAAUCCAAUAAUACCACCACCAUGCUCAAGAAGAAUAAGAGGUACUUAUCAGAUCGAGCAGUGAAGUUAUUGAAAGAAUGGUUAUUCUUGAAUUGGGACAAUCCAUAUCCAGAUUCUAAUCAAAAAAGAGAGUUAGCCAAAAUGGCCGAUAUUUCAGUUUCACAAGUCAACAAUUUUUUCAUUAAUGCAAGACGCCGCAUCUGUAAAAAGUUUGAAAGCCCUCCUGAAGAUCACUUCAAUUAA